UCUGUGUUCAUUAAAUAAGGGGUUCUCCAUAUUCUAUGCGCUGGACAGUUUCGCCGCCCUAGUCCUCUACGAGGAACCUCCCCAACAUCUUUAUCUCUUCCGCUGCUACAUGCUCAGUGCAACAUCUGAGCUACUACGAUAGGUCUUCAGCGGCCAUUUUUUCAUCUAGUUAGGAUUUUAGUUUCUCCGCCAAUCUUUUUCGAUUGGGCGGCUCUUUGGUUUGGGAUUUACUCUUGCGACGAGUUUCUUGGUGCGAACAAGAAGUAGAGACAACAAUAGCGAGAGGAUGACAUCAUGAGUGAAAGUCAUGGACGAAGGUUGAGGUUAAAGGUUGGAGCAAAUCCGGAUUCAAGGUAAUUUGUGGCGAAAGUGGAGGUUUGACAGAGAAUACGAUGAAUAAGAGGCAGAGUGAGGAAAAAGGUACAGUAAUGCUGGCUCGACCCCCUCUUGAACCGCCGCCAUGGAGUGCUGGAGAAUUUAGGAUUUGGAAUAAAACGAGUGAACUCUGUUUUAAUUCCUUUUUAUUUUGUUUGUGUUUCUAUUUCGAACUGCAUGUUAUUUUGGUUGUGUUUUUAUUUCCGGUUGUAGUUCUUUUGAUAGACAGAGUUUCGGUUCCGGUCAUUUUAGGCUUAAUUUUGCCCGUUUCAGGUUUAGCGAGUUAUGUUGCUUUGAAUGAGGUGGCUGACUCUAAGUCUAUUCCUAGGGCUCAUGAUUGGAUUUGUAAAUCUGUCUGAAAGUUGUCUUAUACAGGUUCUCAUUUUUAAUAUAAAAGCCGCUAUUUUACGAUAAAAA
Molecule: messenger RNA, 792 nt
Organism: Cuscuta europaea
Lineage: Eukaryota; Viridiplantae; Streptophyta; Magnoliopsida; Solanales; Convolvulaceae
Source: the annotation of a GenBank genome assembly